AUGGUGACCAAUAGACAUCAAAACCCGACGGUCGACAUGGCAUCUGAGACUAAGUUUUCCUUCAACCUCCUCCCAACCAAGACAUUUUCCUUCCUUCAGGACAAAAGCACGCUACAACUACUCAUGAAAUGGUCCAUGCUAGGGCGCAUCUCAGCCCAGGCCUUCAGCUUUGACCAGAACUUCUACCCAUACAACAGCCACGACUUUACUCUGAGUUUCUUCAGAGACCCCUGUGUGCUGACCAACCUCAGGAAGAUGGAGGCUGGAGCCUGGGUUACUCUGGAGGGUGAGGUGGUGUGUGUACAGGCAGAGGUAGUGCCGUGCAGUAAGGUCAGUAUGGAGAUGUUUGACCCUCUCUACUCCAGUGGAAUCAUCACAUCCUCUGGACACAUCACCAAAUGUUUCCAUGACACACACCCUGACUACGACCUACUGAGACAGAUGUUGCAGGAGGAUGGCAGUGAGGAGUAUGGAGUGAUGGAGAGGAGAGAGUUCCUGUUCCUAGUGUUUAAACACAUGACUCUGGGAGGAGAGCUGUGUCAGUAUGAAGAUACCAUCAACCCCUACAUAGACACCACCAGAACCAUUUAUAGGGAUCUGGUCAGUGUUCAGAAGAAUCCAGAGAGCAAGGAGAUCAGUGUGGUUUCCACUGUCAUCAAAGUCUCUGCUUUGGAUGCAUCCGGUGUGUGUUACCCAGCCAGAGAAGAAGAGGAUCAGUCAUUCUCCUACCUCAUAGUGGACCCCUUCAGAAGACAUGUCUAUGUGUUCUACCACUGUUAUGGAGUAGGCGCCUUCACACUGUAACAUACACACACACCAAUGUUUAGGACAAUCUGGUAGGGGGAGUGAAUGAGUUCCUACUUCAGGGAGAAUGAGGAGAAGCUGAGUUGGCCUAUUGUCUCAGUAAGUGGCCUGCUAGGAUGGACUGUUCCGUCUACAACUACUGUCUGACUGUUCCGUCUACAGCUACUGUCUGACUG
This is a messenger RNA of Oncorhynchus nerka (sockeye salmon), 980 nucleotides long. It is a transcript of the gene cfap300, whose product is annotated as cilia and flagella associated protein 300. Lineage: Eukaryota; Metazoa; Chordata; Actinopteri; Salmoniformes; Salmonidae. The record is from RefSeq and is a predicted model, not a curated record.